AAUGAUGGGUUUAGAAGAAAGGUGUAAAGAAUGGAAAAAUGUAUGUUAUAAUAAAGUCAACACGUUAUUUAUUGCUUAAGCACCUUCAAAGUUUUCCAGUAAUGUCUGUUUUAUUUCAUAAUUAUGGAGUUAUCAGGUUAUUCAUCCUUAGGUUAUCACACUUGUCAUUUCUCAAGCCUUUGGGUUCUCAGGGUCUUGGUAAAGGAAUAACUCAGUAAUGUUUAAUUCAUGAUGUAAACUGAAACAAAAAGUGGUACAAAGACCCUCCGAGCUCAUUGUAGUAGAACCGCAAGCUGCUUCUAAUCCUUUUGGCUAGAGUUGCUGACAUGUGCUCCCUCUCUCCAAUGAGCUCGCUCUCUCUCUUUCUCUCUCUCUGCCUCGUGCUGUAGUACAACACAGCCCCUUCUGUCCAGUCCACACUACACACUCAGAACUGAAUACACUCGGCUCUACGGUCUAACCUGUGUGUUGAGAUACCCUGAGUGUCUGUGUAUAGCCCUGUUUGAACAUGAUUGAACACAACUCGGACCUGACAGCUGUAGCGCAUGAGCUGUGGGACAACGACAUCCAUCGCCUGAGACCCGGGACGGACUACCGCAUAGCUCUGCAAAAUAAAGUAGUUCACCUGUCAGACCUCAACGAUGGGAAGGAAGCAGCUGGAUCUCCUUUAUUCAUAUAUGUGGAUGAAACCAUUUUUAAAAAGGAAACAUUCUUGGCCUUCAUUUCACUUCUGGACAAUUAUGAGAGCGAUACAGGUGUACCAGAGGUCGUGACCCCGGAGGAGGAGGCGGAGAAUCACAGGUUUUUGGACUCCAUAAUAAAGACUCCUGUAAUGAAGAUUGUCCAUAAGUAUCUAGUAGAGAAGAAACUCUCUUCACCUGACACAUCAGUGUUUAAGGAGCAGCUGCACCGCACCUGGUUCGAGCUCUACGCCAGGAAAGGGUCCAACAGACCAGACUCUUCAGGGUUCGAGCAUGUCUUCGUAGGUGAAACUAGAGGUGGACACACUGUUAUUGGUUUCCACAACUGGAUUCAGCUGUACUUGCAGGAGAAGCUCGGCCAUAUCGACUACAAAGGCUACAGUGUCGAAGGGAAUUCUCCAGAACCUGACGAGAACAAACACAUCUUAGCUCUUCAGUUUAGCUGGAAGAACGGGAUCAAGCCCAAAGGCAGCAUCUUCAUCGGUGUGAGCCCGGAGUUUGAGUUUGCCCUGUACACCCUGUGCUUCAUCACCUCUCCGAACGAGCGCGUCAGAGUGUCCUUCAGUGUUUAUGACGUGGAGAUUGUAUGCCAUCACUACAACCAGAAGCACAUAGGAACAACGUACCCCGUCCUCAUCAGAUACCGGGAUGCAGAGUGAGCAGGAAGCCCCUCUCGCUGUGGGUCACCACUACUGCUUUUAUAUUUUAACCUCUAAUAAAAAUA
Molecule: messenger RNA, 1425 nt
Organism: Hemibagrus wyckioides
Lineage: Eukaryota; Metazoa; Chordata; Actinopteri; Siluriformes; Bagridae
Gene: endou2
Product: endonuclease, polyU-specific 2
Exons: 7
Coding region: 509-1360 (283 amino acids)
Molecular function (GO): RNA endonuclease activity
Source: RefSeq, a predicted model, not a curated record